GCACGCACACACAGAGCGGCAGACAUGAACCCGGAGCAGCAGAUGGAGCAGAGGGGGAGUCAGUGGAGCAUCACCGUGUUCGAGGAGGAAUACUUCCAGGGAAAGUGCUGUCACUUCACCAUGGAGUGUCAGAACAUCCUGGACCGAGACUUCAGGAAGAUCCGCUCCAUCAAGGUGGAGAACGGACCGUGGGUGGGUUACGAGUACCCGGAGUACCAGGGACAGCAGUUUGUGUUGGAGAAGGGAGAUUAUCCGUGUUAUCAGGCCUGGAGUGGAAACAGCAGCUACCGCACUGAACACCUUCUGUCCUUCAGGCCCAUCCAUUGUGCUAAGCACAGUGACAGUAAGGUGUCCCUGUACGAGUGUGAGGAUUUCCAGGGCCGGAAGUUCGAGCUGUGUGAUGAUUAUCCGUCUCUGCAGGCCAUGGGCUGGUGCAGCAAGGAAGUACCGUCCAUCAAAGUCAACUCCGGAGCCUGGGUGGCGUACCAGUUCCCAGGUUAUCGUGGUUAUCAGUACAUCUUGGAGAGAGACCGACGCGAGGGCGAGUACAGAAACUACAACGAGUUCGGUACUCAGGCUCACACCAACCAGAUCCAGUCGAUCCGCAGGAUUCAGCAUUAAACACUGACACCCACACCCACCCACACACACACACACACCCUUCCUUGUACUUCCAUAAGCAAUGAUUAAACUGUGUGAAAACCCUC
This is a messenger RNA of Ictalurus punctatus (channel catfish), 707 nucleotides long. It is a transcript of the gene cryba2b, whose product is annotated as crystallin, beta A2b. Gene Ontology annotation, molecular function: structural constituent of eye lens. Gene Ontology annotation, biological process: visual perception; lens development in camera-type eye. Lineage: Eukaryota; Metazoa; Chordata; Actinopteri; Siluriformes; Ictaluridae. The record is from RefSeq and is marked provisional.